Messenger RNA from Aspergillus oryzae RIB40, 591 nucleotides. Its product is annotated as GFA family protein. The transcript has 3 exons. Gene Ontology annotation, molecular function: carbon-sulfur lyase activity. The record is from RefSeq and is a predicted model, not a curated record. The coding region runs from base 1 to 591 and encodes 196 amino acids. NCBI's taxonomy places the organism in Eukaryota, Fungi, Ascomycota, Eurotiomycetes, Eurotiales, Aspergillaceae.
AUGACGUCAACCCUCCAGCGAACCCUAUACAACUCGACAUAUCGCCCGCGACUGAACUUGUCUCUCAGCCAAUUCAGCAGGCCGAACCUCUAUUGUAGUAGCUCCAUACACUUCUUCCAAUCACCCCCAAGAGCCAUGCCGACGUACCCUGGAUCGUGUUACUGCCGGGAUAUCGAGUACGAACUGUCCCUCGCCUCACCCGAUGACGCACGGACUUCUCUCUGUCACUGUAAAAGCUGCAAAAAAGCUUUCGGAACAAACUACGGCCUAACCGCGAAGAUCCCCAAAGACGCUCUCCGACUCAUCAAAGGCGCCCCCAAGGAACAUGUGGCCGACAAUGGGUCUGGAUCGCUGAUUCAUCGCGAGUUUUGUUCCAAUUGUGGCAGUUUUAUCUGUGAAUAUGGGGAUGCCGUCAAGGAUCAGUUCCGCUACCUAUGCGUUGGGUCCCUGGAUGAUCCCGAAGCGCUGCCACCAAAGGGCGAGUUCUUCUGCAGCUCCAGGGCCAACUGGAUGCCAGAGAUCCCCGGUAGGUCUUCCAUGUCGUUCUCCGCGAUGUGUAUGGUUGCUAAUGAGCUCAGACGUAUUUCAUAA